This is a messenger RNA of Jaculus jaculus (lesser Egyptian jerboa), 4605 nucleotides long. It is a transcript of the gene Naaladl2, whose product is annotated as N-acetylated alpha-linked acidic dipeptidase like 2. NCBI's taxonomy places the organism in Eukaryota, Metazoa, Chordata, Mammalia, Rodentia, Dipodidae. The transcript is spliced from 16 exons. The record is from RefSeq and is a predicted model, not a curated record. The coding region runs from base 242 to 2593 and encodes 783 amino acids.
AAUUAUUUUGUUCAUAGAUGCCUGGAUGAAGAUCCCUAAGUUCAAUUGUCAGUCUCCUAUAACCAGAAAGACUCUCCAGUUGGACUGUCAUCAUUCAAGUAAGAAUGUCAUCUGUUGAUAGAUUGCAAAGCUGCAUUUACAGAAAUAUUGAUCAUUCAUGAAGUUGCUAAUGAAGUUGGCUACAAGUUACCUUUAAGGUGGCCAUUGCAGAGAAUCAUAGCUGGCCAGGUGCUGAAGAUAAAUGACUGGUAAAAAGAUGGCAUAUCAGAAGGUCAAUGCAGAUCUAAGACCUUCAGGUCACUCACAGUACUUAGACAGUGAUGACCUUCAAGCCACUGCCCUUGACUUAGAGUGGGACAUGGAGAAGGAACUAGAAGAGCCUGGAUUUGACCAGUUCCAGCUAGACAGUGCUGAGAAUCAGAACUUGGAGCACCCAGAAACUUCAGACCUCAACCUUGAUUCCAUUCAGCCUGCAACUUCACCCAAAGGAAGGUUUCAGCGACUUCAAGAAGAAUCUGACUAUAUUACCCACUACACAAGAUCUGCACCGAAGAGCAACCGGUGCAACUUUUGUCACCUUUUAAAAAUAUUUUGCCCAGCCACCAUUUUAUUUAUUUUUGGAAUUUUAAUAGGUUAUUAUGCACAUAAAGUUUGCCCUUCAGAUUCCACAACUUCAGGGACAAAUGAUCCUCAGCUCUACCAGGAGAUUCUUCAGACAAUCAAAGCAGAAGAUAUUAAGAAGUAUUUCAGGAAUUUUGUACAACUUUACAAAAGUGAAGAUGACAUGGAAAUUUCCAAGAAGAUUAAGGCUCAGUGGACUGUUCUGGGCCUUGAAGAUGUGAAGUUUGCCAAUUAUUCUGCACUGCUGGACCUGCCAGGCCCUUCUUCCAGCACUGUGACACUCAGUUCCAGUGGCCAGUGCUUUUAUCCCAAUGGCCAGCCUUGCAAUGAAGAAGCCAUAGUGGGCAGUAGCCAAGAUCUCCUCCAUUCAUACGCAGCCUAUUCUGCCAAAGGAAAGCUCCAGGCUGAAGUCAUUGAUGUGAGUUAUGGAACAGCAGAUGAUUUAAAAAGGAUAACAAGAAUGAAAAAUGUAACAAACCAAAUUGCACUCCUGAAACUAGGAAAAUUACCACUACUUUAUAAGAUUUCCUUAUUGGAAAAGGCUGGAUUUGGUGGAGUCCUUGUCUAUAUUGAUCCGUGCGACUUACCAAAGAGUAAAAAUCUUACCUCUGGGACCUUCAUGGUGACCCUGAACCCAGGAGGAGACCCCUCCACACCUGGGCACCCAAGUAUUGAUGGCAGCUUUAGACAAAGCCAAGCAAACCUCACCUCCCUCAUAGUGCAGACUGUCUCAGCAUCCCUGGUUGAAAAACUCAUCUCUUUGCCAAAACCAAGAACCAGCCAUGAAGUCUGUAGCCCUCUGGAGCUUCCAUAUAAAGAAACAAGAACUGUCAGUGUGCAAGUUCAGACAGUUACAAAAUUCAAAACGAUUACUAAUGUUGUUGGCUAUGUAACAGGCUUGACAUCUCCAGACCGGUAUAUCAUAGUGGGUAGCCGCCAUCAAGCUGGAUACACUUAUCAUGGACAAGAAUGGGCCAGUAGUACUGCAAUUAUCACAGCUUUUAUCCAAGCCUUGAUGCUGAGAGUAAAGAAAGGAUGGAGACCAGACCGUACUAUUGUUUUCUGCUCAUGGGGAGGAACAAUUUUGGGCAAUAUUGGCUCAUAUGAGUGGGGAGAGAAUUUCAAAAGUGUUCUGCAGAAAAAUGCUGUAGCUUAUGUGAGCCUCCAUAGUCCCAUACGAGGCAACUCCAGUCUGUACUCUGUAGCAUCCCCAUCCCUUCAACAACUGGUAAUAGAGAAAAGUAAGUUCAACUGUACCAGAAGAGCUCCGUGCCCAAAACCCAAUGUCAGUUGCGUGCAGAUCCAAGGAGAUGCAGAUUAUUUCAUCAACCAUCUUGGAGUUCCCACUGUACAGUUUGCUUAUGAGGACCUCCACAGUUUACAGGGUCCAAGUUUUCUCUCUGAGGCCAUUUUUCCUGUGCAUGCAACAAAAACUGAGGAAAUGGAUCCUUUCUUCAACCUUCAUGAAGCCAUUACCAAGCUCUCAGGAGAAGUGAUCUUGCAAGUUGCCAAUGAACCAGUUCUGCCCUUUAGUGCUCUCGACACCGCCUUAGCAGUUCAAAACAGCCUUAAAGGUGAUGAACCCAGUGUCCUUCAAUUACUAGCCGUGGCGUCACACCUGAGGGACAGCGCUGAAUUCUUUCAAUCAGAUGAGAUGAGACCUGCUAACGACCCCAAGGAGAGAGCUCCUGUCCGCAUCCGGAUGCUGAAUGACAUCCUCCAAGACAUGGAGAAGAGCUUUUUGGUACAGCGGGUGCCCCGGGGCUUUUAUAGAAACAUCUUGUACCACCUGGAUGAGAAGACGAGCCGUUUUUCAAUCCUGGCUGAGGCUUGGGAACGCUGCAAGUUACUCACAUCCAACGAGACUUUUCACGAAGCCCUGUCAGAUGUGUGGAACACGAUUAAUUCCGCUCAGGUUUACUUCAAAGCAGGACUUGAUGUGUUUGAGAGUGUCUUGGUAGAAAAGAACUGAGAAAAUGCUCAGCAUUUUAAAAUGUUUGUUUACAAUGACAUAAGCAAAAGGUUCACUCUCACCAUAUUUUUUGACAUGGAAAGCUUUCUGACAAAUCUAAUACUCUUAUUAUGUUCUAUUUUCUGAUGUACAUAGAAAGAACAUUUUGCACAUUUAAGUUUUUUAUAUACCCAUACAUCUGAAUAUAUAAAAUCAAGUUACUGCAAUAAUAUUAAGAUUUAUCUAUUAAAGAGAAACCUGCUGUAUUUUUAUAUAGAGACUGUAUAGGGAGAAACAUUCCAAGAAGAUCUGGGCAUCUCCGCUGCUUGGACAGAUCAGGAAGGAGCACAAGAUAUUCUCCCAAUAAAGUUUCCACUGACUAAGUUUUUAUAUAAGGAGUGGACGACCAAAAGCCUUUCAGACUGAUGCACUAUUAACAAUUCAAUAAGGAGAAUUCAAGUACUCUGAAUGAACAAUUGCUGGUCCCAAACUACUUUGAAUUUUUCUACUUUAUGACAUGAAGUUCCUCUUUUUAACACAAGUAGAUAUAGUAAGUAAUACGCUGGUUAUAAAAUUGUAUUUUUACGUAUUAAUGAAUAAAGAGCCAUAAACAUACCAAAGAAAAAAAUCUCAUGUUAGCUUCACAGAGCAAUUUAAAUGCAAAUUUUUCCUAACAUCUUCUAUAAGGUGACUUAGCUUUGAAAACCCUAAUUUGCCUCAGUUGAUUUUGUAAGAAUUUCAGGAGUGGUGUAUGCCUUAAGAGGAAGAAUACAUUUCUUACUCCCUUUUCCUGGGGUUACUGAUGAAACCCAGAAAUGAAAGCUAUUUGAAAAUGAAAGUAUCUCUCAUGGAUUUUCCUGCCUGUAUCUUUUCUGAAACUCCUUGUUAUAAAUCAGCUUUCACUGAAAACCACAUAAUUUCUGUGGGAAAAGAGCAGUUUUCCUUUGAAAACUCAAUAGUCAUCAAGAGCAUUCAAGUGCUUGUUAUACUAUUGAUAAGACAAAAAAUAAGGAAUAUUUGUUUUGCCAAUGAAAUAUAUAUAAAUCCAUGAUGAAAAUAAUUUUCUCCAUCUUUAUCCUAACUGUGGCUAAGAUAAUUGUAUGUACACAAUGUAGUAUUUCUGUAUGACUUUUUGUCUUCCACAGUUAUAUCAUGUGGGCAACUAAGUUUCAUUUUGAUAUUAUAAUUCAUUAGCUCUAGCAUUCAUAUUCCUCCAUUACUCUAAAUUUUUUUCUGGUAAGGAAAAGGUUAAGUUGUAUCUUGCCUUGAAAACUGACUUUUUAAAAAAAUAUAUAUAUAAUACUGGAAAAUGUAGUUCCCCUCAGUAUAUAAACCCUCACAAUAUUUCCUAUAGAUUUCCCCUAUAAUAUUCAAACAGACUACCCACUACAAGUUUCCACAAAGAAAACUGAAAACAGUCCGUGAAUGUUCUAGUCCUCACUUCUUGUGGAUGGGUGUACUCCUAAUCUUAGCUAGCAAGAAAGCUAAAGUUGAAGGGAAAGAACUAAUCACUAUUAAUUAAUUGAUUUAUAAGGGCCAGCUCUUCCAAGUGUAAGUAAUGCUUACACACUCAAAGCAAAGAAGUGAGGCAAUUAGCUAGAUAAUUCAAGCAGAAACACAUUUUCGUAUGAAUUGCCUGUGUACCCAUAUUUUCACAUGAGAAACAAAAUUACCUUAUAAGUUUUUCUAAAACCAAUAUACUUGUUUUUAAAUAUUUUCCAUGUUGAAAACAGUGUAUAGGAGGAACAUGCUAAGAGAAAUGGUGUUCUGCAUGCAUUGACAUCAGUGCUCUUUGAUGCUCGUAGAGACCAACAGCAGGAAGAAUGUUAUUACCACACUGACACACACAGGCCCAUGUAGAAGAAUUCUGUUACUGAAAGAUGCUUAAUGUUUACUACAAGGUCAUGCAGUUCUUAAUGUGGAGAUGAAUUGAAAACAAAGGAUGAGAAAGUACCACAAUUGUCAGAUUAUAAUUUCAGAACAAGAUUCUAGGCAGAUUCACUUCCAUAUCAUACUGGAGUGUUUUCUUUUUC